Neurospora hispaniola is the source of this 396-nucleotide messenger RNA. RefSeq lists its product as uncharacterized. The transcript is spliced from 2 exons. NCBI's taxonomy places the organism in Eukaryota, Fungi, Ascomycota, Sordariomycetes, Sordariales, Sordariaceae. The record is from RefSeq and is a predicted model, not a curated record. The coding region runs from base 1 to 396 and encodes 131 amino acids.
AUGUCUUGGCGACCACCCCCUAUGUCCUCCACUGCGCGCCUCAUUGUCCCCUUGCGCACCCCUAUCCACACCUCCGAUGACGCCUGUAACAACGCCGCCGUCCAGCUGCCGGCCUUUUGCCAGCACACCGGUCUUCAGGUCUAUGCCUACGCAACCAACUCUGACGCCCCCAGCCCUUUGGCGACUGCUGUGAACGUCCGGUUGAGCUCGAUUCCGGUGGAAGAUGAGGGUUGGAGCCGGUAUGUGGUGUUGAAUGGGUUGACGCUUCCUCGGACUGGGAGGUGGAGGGUGUUUCUUUAUGGGGUGGUCCCGCUUCACAGGAAAGUUUGGCAACCCAAGGGCGACGGGACUUGGACCCUCAACUCAACCCCAUUUCCCUUGGACGUGGGCGUGUAG